AUGGGGGACUUCAACGAUGUGCUUCAUCCAGAUGAGAAGAGGGGUGGAAAUCCACAACCUAGAAGAGUAAUGGAGGGUUUUUCUGAAGCAGUUGAGACUACAAGCUUAAAGGAUUAUGCCUUCGAGGGUUAUCAAUUCACUUGGGAAAGAUCGAAGGGUACACCGAAUUGGGUCGAAGCUAAGCUUGACAGAAUCCUGACCUCAGACGCCUGGUGUGAUCUUUACCCUAAUGCGCAAGCUUCAUCGGUGGUUGUCUCCAAAAGUGACCACCUCCCACUGUUUCUGGAAAUCAUUCCUUCCACCAACCCAAGUCAUAGAAAUCGGUUUAGAUUUGAGAACUUAUGGCUCAGAGACACCACGAGCAGAGAAAUCAUGAUUGAAAGUUGGGCUCGGUCUAGAGACUCUCACCUAAUUGAUAGAGUGGAGAGGUGUGGCAAGGCAAUAUGGAGAUGA
This is a messenger RNA of Ipomoea triloba (trilobed morning glory), 453 nucleotides long. RefSeq lists its product as uncharacterized. The transcript has a single exon. NCBI's taxonomy places the organism in Eukaryota, Viridiplantae, Streptophyta, Magnoliopsida, Solanales, Convolvulaceae. The record is from RefSeq and is a predicted model, not a curated record. The coding region runs from base 1 to 453 and encodes 150 amino acids.